Messenger RNA from Anopheles darlingi, 4415 nucleotides. RefSeq lists its product as uncharacterized. Bases 337 to 3480 code for a protein of 1047 amino acids. The record is from RefSeq and is a predicted model, not a curated record. Lineage: Eukaryota; Metazoa; Arthropoda; Insecta; Diptera; Culicidae. The transcript has 5 exons.
UGAAUAGGGAUGUCAAAAGAUAAGAAUUUUUUUCGCGUUUCUUGUUUUUCUGAAAAUUAGAUUACGGCGAGGGGCUUUUUCCUCCGUAAUUGGAUUAUAGCUCCGUGGUGCACCUGGAAAACCGUGGACGACCGCAAAUCGCCAAGCACAUGUAGCAGCGAUCGCGGAAGCAAAGGUUAUUGCGUGCGUUUUGGUUCGCGAUCCAGAUUGCCGUUGUGUGGGUCGAAGAAUGUUUUGAGUGAUCGCGAGGGGCGCCGCGAGAAGAGGGUAUGACGUGGUACUACCGUUACGGGCUCCGACCUCCUCCAAGACCAAGACGAAUGAAAGAAGUCCCAUAUGCCUACACUAACACAAGGUCCACCGUCAGCAGAGGAUUGCGGCAGCAGAAGCAGCAGCUGUACUAUCAUCAACUCCCCUCAGCCUACCGCGGCAAGACGAUCGAACCGUACUUCUCUUCCCGCCGGAUCAGAACCAUCCACGGGCAGCAACCAACAGCAGCAACCGCGACCACAGCAGCAGCAGAAUCCAGUUACACGACGGCACCAAUUAGGUGCCACCUCGAUAUUUUCGCGUCGACGGCGGCUGCCAGGAACAGUUGGCGAUGACACCGCGGAGGGACGGGUGGGUUGCGAGGGAGGUGUGAUCGCACCAGUGCCGGAUAAGCCGCGGGAGGACGAUGUCCACGUGGCAUCGACGAUCACGCCGGCAAGCAGCAGUAGAAGUAGUAGUGGAUCAGUUCCGAACAGUGCCGAGUUAAGUGUUGUGGACGGUAGAACGCGCCGCUACAGCCGUAUCAGUAUGAUCAUAAUUUAUGGGCGCGAGGCGCUCUGCAUUCUCGCCCUGCUGCUUACCACGUACGCCACCAUCCAGAACACACCGCCCAAGAUAGCGAAAGCGCCUCCACCGGUUCCGUUCUUCUCCAAGGGUUCUUUCGUGUCCGAUUGGCCUACGGGGUCACUCGGUACGACGCAAACGCGCGUUUCGGUGUCGGAGCUAUCGUUUGUGUUCUACUACGCGCCAUGGUGCGCCGAAAGCCAGUUUGCCCGUGAAGCGUACGAAGCCGUAGCACGCUUGUAUCAUCGCGAGGCCCACUUUGCCGCGGUGAAUUGCUGGCAGCCGGGUGGAGAAUGUCGGCAGCGCUACUCCAAAGUCCAAUCUUGGCCGGUUCUGAUGGCUUACCAACCGAACGGAGUGGCCAUCCAGUACAACCAGGCGUUCGUGACGUCACAGCUAACACGGUUCGUCAUAUCGUUGAUGAUGCCCCUGGAGCGGUUCGUCAAACCUGCCGAUCUAAUGGAGCGAAUGACUGGAAAGGAUGCUGUGAUCGUUGCUUACGUGGAUAUGACGAGUGAAACCAAAUUCUACCAACGCUACUAUCAGGCCGCUCUGAAGUGGCUCGAGAAGGACCCAUUCCAGGAAGUACCGUUCGGUGUCGUUACGGGACAGUCUGCCUCGUUGUUUGGUGUAGAGACGGUACCUUCCAUUCGGCUGUACCUUUGGAAUGAGACCAUUGAGUACAUUGGCAAAGAAACGUGGACACCGCAAGAUAUGGUUACUUGGAUCCACAAGCAGCUGCAGGUGGUCGCGAUGUGGAUCGCUCCACCGGGGUCUACCAAAUCGGCAACAAUUGCACCGGGUCUGAAGCAAGGCCCCGUACUGUUCCUGUUUACGCCACGCUCACUGUAUACCGAGUUCGACGACAGUACGGAUGCGUACAUGAUGCUGCGACAACUCAGCAUGCAGUAUUACAACUGUGCCGAAGACAACUGGGUACAGGAAAUGGCUCGAGAGUACAUCGCCGAUCAGCGAGUGCUGGGCUCCGAGCGGUUCUUUUACAAGCAACAAGAAUGUGAACGCAUUCUCGGUCGUCAUCCGUCACAGGAAGACGACACGGAUCCAUCGAGCAUGGGCCGAGGUCGUCGUGAAGCAUUCAAAUCAACCGUUUCCGUUUCGUUCGUUAACGUGCUCAAUUCCUCAAAGUUUGUCGAUGGGCGCAAACACGGUGGCAAAGGGGACCGUUCCGAUGGUUACUGUGAAGCUGCGCCGGCUCCUCACUGCGACGAUGGUAGCUGUCCGGAUAGCUGCGGUACGUUCGGUCCGGAACGUAAACCUUCCCUACGCUGGAGUGGCCAACAAAGGGAAGAAGAACAAGACGAAUGCCUUCGCAAAAUGCCUAGCACACAAUCGGAAUCGGUACCAUCGUCACGAAUUGACGCGACACACGACUAUCGGGGGCCACACUUGCUCUCCAAACAGUACCUACGGCGGCAGUGUGAGUUGAUGCGAUUAGCGGAGAGCGACGGAACGUACCGAUUCUUCCCGGACGCUGGUGAGCGGAAUGAAACGAACGCAGUGCUUGAUACGAUCAGCGGGAUGGCCUGCAAACACAACAAAACACUUUCCUUCUUCAGCAUGGACAGCACACUGUACCAUGCAUUCGCCGAGCGACUCGGUGUCGAUGUGCUGCGGGAACCGAACCGAACCGUUGCCUUCAUUGUUGAUCCGGAAGCGGAAUCGACGUACGCACUGCGCGCACCCAUCAAUCUGGGUUCACUGACGGGUUUCGUACAUGGUUACUACAAUCGCAGUUGGCCACGCUUUCUUCGAUCCGGUAGCACCAGCUACGCUCACACGCAUCGCUUUAACGUGACGGAGUUCAAGCAGCAAGAUGAGCGUCUACUUGCCGAACACCGGGCUCGAUUGCUUAAGCAGAAGGCCGAAGCCAAAAAAAAGGUUAAAUCCACGGAUACGAAUGGUGGGGCUGCUCAACCGGAAGCUACGAAACCAUUAGAUGUUGUACCGGGAGCCUUUGCACCUCGGGAGUAUCAUUCCAUUCGGGAAAUCUAUUCCGCCAACUUCCAGCGGGUUGUACUGGAGUCGAACCGCACCGUAGUGGUCAACUUCUACUCAGCUCACUGUGCCUUCUGCACCAUAAUGUCCAACUACCUGCUACGGGUUUCGCGGUUACUACGCCAUCAGCCCUUACUGGAGUUUGUGCGCAUUGAUGGCGAUCGAAACGAUCUCGGAUGGGAGUAUUCGAUGGAACUGUUCCCUUCACUCAUCAUCUUCCCCAAUGGAAGGAAAGAGGAUAGCCGUAUCUUCCCGCAUACUGAGCAGGUCACUAUGGCGAACCUGCUCGGUUUUAUCCGCUCCAAUCUUAGCCCGACCGAGCGGCUACAUGCCACCUUCUUGCUGUGCAGUACGGCCAAUGAAGCAUCUCGUACCGACUGCCUGAUGAUGUUGCAGACUGAACUAGGCGCUAGUAUUCGGGCGGGAUUGCGUGAUUGGCGCCGGCAACCAUGUGCCCGGGAGCGAAUUCUGCGCCGAUUACAGCUCCUGAAACACUCCUACCUGGACACACUACGCUGUCUAAGUCAUUCCUGUGAUCUGAAUCGAUUGACGAGCAGCAGGAAGACAAUCCUGCAGCUUUGGCCAACCGAAGCACCAUACGACCCUCGGAACACAUGCGGCGCGGCGUGAAAUUAACAAGCUGCGGUCCAUGCAGAACGCGAAUGGUGCUCCCAGAAACAUAUAGUUGCAAUACCGUCGAAAGCGUUAAGGAAUGCUUUCACGUCUAAACGAGCGCAUCGCUGCAGCUUAGGAUUUUACAGUUUUAAAUCGACUACUCUUGAUAAGGCUGUUGUUUCGACUCCUCCGCUUUGAUUGCUAUCCAAGGAACGUUGGAUGGAAUGUAUUAUGUUCUCCACUGAUCGUACCAACGAUCAUAAUUGUUAACGAACGGUCCCAUAAAUGGUCGGUAUCCGUUCUUUUCGCUGUAAGAACUAGAAAUGAAUUGAUAUUAACAACCGAUACAUCUAACGCGAGAAAUAUGCCUUGUAGAUCUAUGGUGCGAUUAGUAAUCGAGGCUCAAUCAGCAAGCAAUAGCAUCAAAUCCGGCUGAAAAUCCGUAUCGGCUUCAAGCAGAAUGUACAUAGUCUCGCUGUGGUAACGGAGCCCGUACAUGGUGAAGGUCGGUGGCUCAAUACACCAUAAAGAUUCUAACAGGCAGAUAUAGGGCUCGAAUUGAAUGAGCGGCAAAGAAGACAGUCAUUACUACAAAUGCGGGAACAUGUGCUGAUCCAAUAUCCCAUCAUUCAAAGAGUAACAGAGAAUCGGCAGAAGAGAGAGAGAGAGAGAGGGAAACGAAGAGAGAGCAAACGGUACAAGGUACCGGUCUGAUGUAGUAAAAUACUGAAAAUACAAGAUAUUAUCAAUAACUUGUCAAUGUGUGUGUGCGUGUGUUAGUCACCAGCCAACAUUUCGACCCCUGACCUCUGCCGACUGCGCCACUGGACAUGGGUGGCAAUGGUUUCCGAUUUAUUGACAAACCGUUUGAGUUUAAUGCGAGAAGAAUUGACGGAUAGACUGGUCAUCAAUAUUUGACAUUUUCCUUUUGAUGUGACCAGCAAAGUUAU